This is a messenger RNA of Cinara cedri, 11371 nucleotides long. The record is from the annotation of a GenBank genome assembly. NCBI's taxonomy places the organism in Eukaryota, Metazoa, Arthropoda, Insecta, Hemiptera, Aphididae.
ACUUUGAACGUGAAAUGGUUAAACUGCUGUCUGCUGAUUGCUAAAUCGUUUGUAUGGUGUACUCCUUCCCUGUUCGAAAGGCCGUCUUUCGAUUGGCCGGGCCAGCAGUUGCAGUGGCGGGGUACGGUAUCGGUUCCAACAAAAUAAGGAUAACAACAAAUACGAAUAUUAUUUAACGGUUUUUUCCACUGGUUCAAUCGUUAGAUUUUUUUAUUGUUAACGUACUUCGAUUGACGAUCAAGUAUUCAUUGUGUUUAGACGUAAAGUUGUUUGCUCGUUAAUUUUGUACUUUUGAUACGUUUGUAAUUUUUUCCCGUUCGUUUCGUUUAACUGUGUGACUUGUUUAACACCGAGUGGAUCCGACUGGAAUAUUUUAACCUGUAUGGAAUACCUAUAUGUCUACUGUUUGAUUUAUUAAUUUUUUUUUUGUUUGUGCAACUUGAUCAUAGCUAUGGCUACAUUCGUCGUGAGUAUUUUACGUUUUUAUUUUGUUAUAUUUCUUUUUUUAUGUCCUAAAUAUCUACUAACUGCAUGUUUGUCCAAGUAUACCUACCUAAGAUCUAUUUUCAUUCAUAAGUAGUGUGAAACUAGUUAUUUAAUUAUUAAAACUACAAAUAUUUCUUUACAAUACAGAAUUUCAGAUUUUCUACAGGUAACUUGAAAUUGAAUUAAUGAUUUUAGAAACCUGUCAGUCAAGUGACAAUUUUCUAAUUUUAAAAAAACUUAAAAACAUUUUCGUUGUGUAUUUCUUAGUGAGAAUUUAAUUUUUUUUUUUUUUCGCAAAUAUGUGAUUUUUAAUGCUUAAUCCAUUGGUAUAAUCAAAACUUACGUAUUAUACUUUUAGUUUUACAUAAACCUUGAAACAUAGCAUUUUUGGAAUUAAUUCGAAAUGUGGUAAUUUUUAUUAUUUUUAUGAUUUUUAGUUAUUGAUAUGUUGAUAACGAAAUUUUUUUUUUUAAGUCAGAAUAAGUCAUUCUAGCUUUGAUUUAAAGUUACAAACUUUCAAACCCUAUUGACUCUGCCAGAUCUCUAGAUGCAUCCAAAAUGCUUUUUCACUUUUCUCUAUUAGCUACCUGAAGUGGUUUUGCACAACAAAUCGUUGGCUAUUUUCUAAUAAAACAGUCCAAGUGUGUGUAUCGAGUGAGCCCGCCAGAUCUCUAGGUGCACCCAGAAAUUUCUCCCCAUAGAUUUAAUUUUUCAUAGAACCAACCCUGGUUUUCAUGAUAUUUUAAAUAAUUUUAGAAAAGUAUUGGUAAUGGUCCAAUACACUACCUACAUCAUAAAUUUAAUGUACCUUUAAGUUAAUUUCAAAAAUGUUUUAUUUCACUCCCUAGUUUCACAAUAGCUAUUAUGAAUUAAUUUAGUCAGUUGCUGUAAAGGUUUUUUUUUUACCACUUAACUUGAAAAAUAUCUACUAUACCAACAAAAUAGCGUUAAGUUCACACACACACAUAUAGACUACAAAUGACUAACAAAAGAAUGAAAUAUAGUUUAAAUAUAAAUGUUACUCAAUAUUAAUACAAUAAAAAUUAACAUAUAUAUUUCUUGAUUAAAGAGUUUAUUUUUAACUAAAAUAUUCAAUAAUUGUUACAAAGAUAAAGUUUAAUAACAUAUUAAUACAAAAAAUAUAAUUGUACCAUUUUUAGUAAAAUUAUUUUUUUAAAGAAACAAUUAUUUAAUUAGACUUAUGUAUGUAAUAUGUUUUUAGUAGCAUAAAAACAUUUUACAAAUUUUAUUUUAUACAUAUUACCCAUUUUUAUUUUUUGUGAUAUAUAUUUAAAUUAUUGUUAAACAACUCCUAUUGCUCUAAUUUCAAUCUUUAGGUCUAAACAAAUUAAGUAAUUAUGGUAUCAUUUUACAUUUAUACUUUUUAACAUUGACUUAACAAAUUUAUUUUACAUACCUAUAUUCAAAGUAAUUCAUUUAACAAACAACACUCAUAGUUUUGCAAAACAUUGACUUUUUUAAGAAAAUUUCUUAUGAAUUUAAGAAACAAGAAGUUCUAAAGGGUUGCCUGCCCCGGUGUUACUAUUAUUUUUUGUCACCCUUAUUUUUGGGUUGUACCGACUACCUAUUUUUGGUUUUUAAAUGGGAACUUUUAUCAACAGUGAUUUAAAAAUCAAAAGUAUAUAGUCAUCUCAAUAAUUGUAAUGUAACAUUUUAAAGUUAAUUGUUAUUAAAUUGUAAUCAAUAUUUUAUGAAAUAAUGAGUGUUUUACAUUAAAUGAAUCAUCUUUUAUAAAGUUAAAAUUUAUAUUGUUAAUACCUAUUUUUGUUUUAUUAAUUCAUUAUUUGUAUUUAUUUUAGAGUUACCUAAUUAUAAAAUGCUUCAAUUAAAAUUACAUGUUAAAAUGGUUUUUCUUUUAAAUUACUGUUCUUUUUGCUCCUACAAGUUGUAAUAAUUUAUUAUAUAAUAAUAAUAGAUAUAAAUAUGGUUAAAAAUCAGAAAAAAGUCCUAUCUUUAAAUGUAAUUUGUUUUUAUUUAAAAAAUUAAUGCAUUGACUUAAAUCAAAUCCAAUUAAUUUUUUUCAAAAUAUUAAUUAAAAUUACCUAUAUUUUAGUUAGUAUUAUAUUUUAAAAUAAAUUUUAGGUUGUAGGUUUAUGUUAAUUUCUGCUUGUUAUUUACUAAUUACCCAACUAUUUAGUUUAUAAUACUAGAAAAGUAUAAACAUUUAACCGUCUAUAACCAGAAAUAUUGAUAAUAAUAUUGAAAUUAUUAUUUUAAUUUCUAAAUUACAUUUUUGCCUAAUGAAUAGAUAUUAUUAAAAAGGUAGUUAAGUAUCUACUAUAUAAAAUUGUAUAAUUUUGUUUAGGUGGAAUUUUCACCUCCAAUAAAAAUGAAAUCAAAACAAAAUGAUGAGAAUUUGAAUACAACAGAAAAAUAUUCUUUGGUCUUGGCACCAUUUCAAAAACAGAUUCAAAUAGAAUUUCUAAAUGUAAAAAUUAAAGAGACAGCCAUUCGAUAUUUAACUGUUCUUAACCCAUUUGAUCAGCCUAAACAGGUUAUUAGUUUUUACAAUAUAUAUAUACAAUUUACAUCUUUCUUAUUGGAAUAAUAUUAAUUCAUUUUUCUAAAUUUACAGUGUGUUUUACCGCCACCUAGUGAUGGUAUAUUUUUUGAUGUUUAUGAAUUCACUUUACAAGCAAAUUCACAGCGUAUAUUAUCAAUUACCUGGCAACCAUUUAUAUCUGGAACUAUUCGUAAAUUAAUUAAAAUAAAACAAGUGGAUAGCAAUAUAAAAUAUGAAUUCCUUAUUUUAGGGAAUUGUGUCUCCUCUUUGAACAAAAAUGUAAAGGUUAGUGCUCCAUUUUUGUUUUAAUUUAAGUAUAUUGUACUCAUAUGUUUUAUCUUAUAUUAAUUCUGCUUCAUAUACUUUUAAUGAAUCACUAUUUUUAUUUUCGUUGAAUAUUAUUAUUUAACAUGUUUCAGGGUACUUCUGUGACUUAUUCAAAGUCGAAAAAUUCAAGUUUGAUAAAAAAACAUUUAAACUAUGGUAAAAAAAAAAUAACUUUGAAUAAAACUAGGAUUGUCAAUAGUAAAUCAGAAAGAAUUGUUUUAAUGGAGAAUCGUGAAAAAAUAUCCAAAUCUAUUUGUCCAGAAAACAUACAAACCCCUGCUAGACGGGAAACAUAUUUAAUUGAAGAAAAAGAAAAUCUUUCCAAUUUAAAAACAAAAUUAUUUGAUUGUGAUAAUAUGCUCUCCAAUCCCAUUCAAAUAUUAAGACAAAAAGAUAAUAAAUGUCCAAAUUAUGAUUUAAAUAAUCAUUUUAACAAAACUAAUGAUAACUUGAAUUAUAGUUUUGACUCAUUGGAUGAACCAUUAAAGAAACCUGUUACCAAUUACUCCUCAUUUAAUGAUUUCUGUUUGACACCAUUAAAGAGUACUGAAAACUUGCUUUCUCCAUUUAGUUCUAUUGGUAAAUCUAAUAGUUUUAACACCACUAAUAUAGAUUUGGCAUCUAUUUCUUACAAUACAUCAAUAUUUAAACCAAUAGAAGCAUCAACUGCGGGUAAAAUAUACGAGUAUACUCCCCCUGAAGAGAGAAAACCUAAUAGAGUAUCAAUGAAUUUAAACAAAAUAUUUAAAGAAAGCCCUAAGAAUGAUUUAAGUAGACCUAAUAAAACUUAUAAUAAAGAAUUGGAAUCAUACUUAACACCUCCUAAUGAUGGAAAAUCAUUAGAUUUUGGGAAAACACAAGAAUGGGUAAUCAAACAUGCACCGCCGAAUCAUACAAGUAAUGUUUUAACAUGAUUUGAACAAUUUUUUGACUAUAAAUUACAUAAUAUUUAACUUAAUACUAAUAUAAAGAAAAAUUUUAAUGUUUCCAUAUAAUUGUUAGAUUCAACUUCAAGCAGUAAAAAACCAACAAAGCGACCAUCAUUUGCUAUUAAAAAUUCUCCAUAUUAUAAAUGUAGCCCAAAAUCGACAUUUUUGUUAAAGAAUAAAUUGAAACAACACAGUAAGCAUUUACCAUAAAUACAAUACUUAUAGUUAAAAAACAUUGAAUGGUAUUUUUAAAAAUUUACAUAAGAACAAUAAUCAAAUUAUUUAAAUUAAGUACAUUGAAAUUAGAAAUAUCUAUUUUUGUUGAAAAAAUUAAUCAUACAUUUAUAUUUAAUAUUUAUCAAUUUUUAUAUAAUUCUAAACUGUACUUAUACUUCAAUUUAAUAUGAUUUAGAAAUUAGAAGUUAUGAUUAAAUUCAGAAAUAGAGUAGAACUUUUUUUUUUUUUUGAGUGGAAUGUUGGUUUUACAAUGAUGUAUAUUUUUUUUCAUUUGUGACUAAUGUUUCUACCAUAAAUUUUGCUUCAAUUUUCAAUUAAAGCACUUUUUCUGAACAGAAAUUAAACUGAGGUGGUACUUUAGAAAGGUAAUAUUUUGAUUUUUCUAAGGAUUUUCAUAUUAAAUGAGAAUUAACUUGGGAAAAUGUAUGAAAUUAUUAUAAAAUAGUAAAUAUAAUGGCCUUUCAAAACAUGUUUAACUUAACUCUGCUCAAAAUCAUUUUUUAUUAACGUUGUUAAAUUCCCCUCUAUAUCCAAUCUUCUUCGCCUACAACUGUGGCCCUCCCAUUAUAAAAAUUAUCUCAAAUAUCUUUUUAAGUUUUUUUUUUUUUUCUAUCAGAUUGAUAUUAAAAGUGGAGGUUAUGAUUUUUAAUUUAAAAAAUUUUCUAAAUUUAUUCUAUUGCAUAUAAAAAAAACUCAUUCUUUUAGACAUUCGUAGUCCAAAAUCAAAUCGGUUAAGAACUCCAAAAUUAGAUAAGUGUGAUCAGUAUCUUAAGUGUGUAGCAAAUCCAGAACUUGUACAUCACAGUAAUGGUGAAGAUCCAUUUUUAAAGUUGUAAGUGAAUUUUGAAGUAUAAUCAGUUUUAGAUUCUAUAAUAAUUAAAAGUAAUUUGUUAGGUCUAAAUACUAUGCCGCGGAAUGGCUAGAUCGCCAAGAAUCUGAUAUGAUUCGAUGGUUAAAUGAACUACUUAUGCCUACUGACAAGUUAGCAGAAGAAGAAAAAUCUGAUGACUUAAAGCAAGCAGCUGGAUCUUGGGAAGAAGUGUCCAAAAUGUGUAAUAAAAAUAAGCCUAUGCAAUUUGCUACACAAAAAGAUCUGUUUGUUGCACAGAUAUACAGACAAUCACCUCAACAGUGGAGUGCAUUAAGAAAAGCAACAUUCAAUCUUAUUACAUCUAAUAAAGUUUCCUCUGUUCUAUCAAAAUUAACAGUGUCAAUUGAAAAGAAUCUUAUAACUGUACGGGAUGAUCGUCAAAUACACUUGGACUUGAGUGAGUAUUUUGAAAGUUAAAAUAUUUCUAAUAAUUUAAAACAAAUAAUGAUGUGUUUGUUAGGUUUAAAGAAAAAAAUUACAGAUUUGUUAAAAUGCUAUAACCCAUUGUGGCUCCAAAUUGGUUUAGAAGCUAUAUAUGGUCAAGUUAUUUAUAUAAAGCAGGAUUCUAAUGACUUGGAUGGACUUGGCUGGUUUAUACGUAAACAUUUGUUUAAUAAUGAUUUUGUCAAACAGAAGUUUACCAAAACUACUGUACUUCAAGUUAACCUUCCUUCUUACAAUGUAAGAAAAAAUGUUUACAUAUUAAAUUUGUUAAUGACCUAAAAAAAAUAAUAAUAAUUUUACACUACAGAUAGCCAUGAAAAAAUUUAUUUUGAGAAAAAUACUCAUGCUUAUAUAUUUUUUGGACUUUGCUAAAGAACAACAACUAAUAAGACAUAAUCCAUGUCUAUUCAAAAUUGAUUCACCUUAUAAAGUAAGUGACUAAAAUAUGGAUUAAGUAUUGUCUUUUAUAAUCAAAAACAUUUAAUUAACAGAGUAGCUAUGACUUUCUUAUGGGAUUUUGUGCUGAUAUGGUGACAGCCCACGGAGACAUAAUCCGGCGCCUACGUAAUAUUGAUUACAAUUUGAUUCAUAAACAAACGCAUUUGGAUGAAGUCAAUUAUGCUGUAAGGUCAUUAAAUGACUUGAGGGAUGGUACUAGAAUGACCAAAGUUGUUGAAAUUUUAUUCAAAGGAGAUUCAUUAUCACAGAAAUUAAGACUUCCUGCUAUAUCAAAAUUACAGAAAAUCCACAAUGUUGAUUUGGCGUUAAAUAGAAUUUCUGAACAUAUCAAAAUUGAAGGUAACAUUAGUACAAGAGACAUUGUAAAUGGUCAUAGAGAGAAAAUAUUAUCACUAUUUUGGCAGAUAAUUUAUAAAUAUUUAACUCCUCGAUAUAAUGAUGCAGCUAUAAAAAUUCAAAAUUGGUGGCGAAAUAAUAAUCUCAACUUAAUUAUUUUGAAAAGAAUUAGGGUCAAACGAAAUUUAAAACUUCAUUUAGCUGCUACAAAAAUACAAGCAUGUGUUCGGGGUUACUUGGCCAGAAAAAAAUGGCUACAUAUUCAAGAUGACUUAAUUGAAAAGCGAAAACAUUUUUUAAUUUUGAAAAAAGCAACUGUAUUUAUUCAAAGGAAAUUUAGAUAUAAACUUGCAAUGAGGAGAAAUCAACAAAAAUAUAUGAAACCAGAAGAAGCCGCUUUACUUAUACAAAAAAUGUACCGCGGUUUUAUGAUCAGAAAGAAUUGGUUUCAUAUAAAAAAUUGUCUAGUCUUUAAUAAAAUGAAGAGAAUUAAUGCCAUUAACACAAUCAAACAUUUUUUAAGAAAAAACUUACCACUCUCUAAAGAUCAAAUAUACUAUCAAAAUAUAAUGCGUAUAACUUUGACUAUUCAAAGAAGAUUUAGAGCUAAACGAGCUAUGGUAAUUCAAAGAGAAAUUUAUUUAAAAAUAAAAAUUGCUGUACUUAAAUUACAAGCAGUAGCAAGAGGUUACAUUGUUCGUAAACAAUGGCCAGAAUUAUGUAGUAAACUACAAGCAGAAAGAAUGCAUUUAAUUAUUGCUAGUAACAUCAUCAAAAGAGUGUUGAGAAAAAAUCUUCCGCCCACAGAUGACCGUAUUGAAUUCCUCAAGUUAAAAAAAUCUGCUACAAUUAUACAAAAAAAAUUUCGAUCUAUGCAAAAAAUGAAAGAACAAAGAAAGAAAUAUUUACAACUGAAAACUGUUACAAUUAAAUGUCAAAGUGUGAUCAGAGGAUAUUUAUUAAGGAAACAAUGGCCAUUUUUACGAAAUAAUUUGAUAGCAAACAGGCAGAUUUUGAUCAAUUGUAGUAAUGUGAUUAAAAGGGCUCUAAGAAAAAAUAUUCCUACAACCUAUGACAGAUUAGAGUUCAUUAAGCUUAGAAGAGCUGUGAUUAUUAUUCAAAGUAGAUUCCGAGGUUAUAAGCAAGCAAAAGAAUAUCAGACAUUGCGUUAUAGUGUUAUUGUGAUCCAAAGAAAGUUUAGAGCCAAUAUAGCUAUGAGACAACAGAAACAAAUUUAUGAACACACUAGAAUUAUUACUAUUAAAUUACAAGCACAAUUUAGAGGGUACAUAGUACGUAAAAAAUGGUCAGAAACUAAAUACAUUCUAGAAGCUAACCAAAAAAAAUUAGUUUCAGCCAGUAACACUAUAAAAAAGUUCCUACGUCUAUGCUUACCACCAACCUCUGAACGGUUAAGAUAUUUGCAGUUAAAACAAACAGUAAUUAACAUGCAAGCAAGAUAUAGGUCUAUUGUUGCAAUGCAAUUGGUAGAAAGAGAAUAUUUGUUGUUAAAAAGUUCUGCAAUCACAUUACAGAGGCGUUAUAGAGCGCAAAAGGCAAUGAUGGCACAAAAACAACAAUACAAACACCUAAAAUAUUCCACAAUUGUAUUGCAGGCUUAUGUCAGAAGCUACUUAACACGUAAACGUUGGCCUCAGUUAAAGUCUUCUUUAAAAAUCAUUCAGGACAAAAAAAUGGAAACUUUAAAGGUAAGGAUAUUAGCAUUUUAUUUUUGUACUCAUGUAUGAAUAUUAUAAAUAGUGAAUCUUCUUGUUUAAUAAUAAUUAAUGUGUAGCAUUACUUCUGUAAAAGAAUGAAAAAAUACAUUUUAUAAAUUUUAAGCAUAUAUGUAUACUUACAGAAAUUGAAUUUGGCUGCAUUAAGAAUACAAGCUGCCUUUAGAGGAUUUUUGGUUAGAAAAAAAUUACCUCAGUUGAAGAGUGAUAGAUAUAUGCAAAAACAAUUGCAUGCUGCCACAUUGAUACAGGUAAAUUAUCAACCUUUAAAAUAUGCAUGUAUUUAUAUUUAUUCAGUUCAAUAUAAAAUUGCCAUUUAUUUAUUUAUUUUAUAGGCCCAAUGGAGAGGUUAUUGUGUGAGGAAAAAAGUACAAUGCCGAAGAGAAACCAUUAGGAUGCCGAAGAAAGGUGGUCUUACAUUAGGCAGACGACACAAAGAUGUAGUUAACGUGUUAACAAAACAAAAGAAAAAUGAAUAUUCUUAUCGGGAUUUAGCUACAGUUUUUUGGAACUUAGGUAAAUAUUAAUUAACAUUGAUCUAAUCUUUAAAGUUUCAAAUUUUAAUUCUAAUUACAAAUAAUAUUGUUAAAACAUUACAUUCAAUCUUUUUCUUAUCCAUUUAAAUUAAAAAACUAUGUUUUAUUCAAUUUAAAAUAAAACAAAAUAUAUAAUUUCCUUUUAAAAUUAUAGUUUCAAUAAAAUCUAUUUUAUAUUAUUUAUAUAUUAUAUUUUAGAUUCGGAACAUAGUGAUGUAUCUUUUGGUUUUAUUAUGUGUAAUUUUUCAUCUAAACUACUUUUCUACCAGAAAUCCUGCUCCGAUGUAUAAAAUGUAGUACUUUUUCUAGUUUGAGCAUUAGUGAUGUAAUUUUUUUGGUUUUCCAAGGAGUUAUAAUAGGAGAGGGGAAACAAUUAUAGGUAAAAGUUAAUUGUUUUUAAUUUUGCAAACUUUUUCUACAAAAAAUCUAUGGUCUAAAAAUAAAUUUAAGUUUAUUAUAUGUUUUUUUAAGCUUUUUAACCUAAGAUCAAAGUUCAAUGAAAAUCAAAAUAAAUUGUAGCAUUUUAAAAUAUAUCCCACUGAACUUUGCUCUGAGUCUUAGUAAAUUGGCUUUUCAAAUUAUGUAUUACUGAACUAUCUUGUCUUUUUGAACCUUUUGCCAAAAAAUAGUAUAUUUUUACAUACAGAUAUAAAUUAAAUAACUUUUUGUAUCCUACCUUCCCAACUUCCCACCUACAACAGUUGUUACACCCGGCCCCAAUAUCAGUUCUAUUUUAAAUUUGUAUAUUGUAUAUGAUAUUUUUAUUUCCUUUAAUAUUCUCUAAAAUAUAGUUUUCAUUAAGAAAUAUUUAUUAUUUUAUAAUAUUUAUAUGAUUUUUAACAAGUUUUAUUUUUUUUUACCAGAUACUUGUACUUCAUUAUCAAAAGAGUUGUGUGUGAAGACCUCUGAAGGUGAUAUAGUAGACUAUAUGUUUCACUUUUUACAGUCUUCCAAUCAAUCACAACCAAGCAUUGAAGCUAGAGAACCAGCAAUCCGUGUGCUUAUAAACUUAUUGAGAUACCAUGAAACUUCAUGGCACAUCUGGACUGUAAGUAGAAAAAAUACAACCAUUUUUUUUUCUUAUUAGGUAAAAAGUACAUUCAUUAAUUAAAACUUAUUAUCAAUCAAACUUUUUUUUAUUAAUAUUUAUCCCUAUUAAAAUUCCAUCAUUCCCACAUGUGCUAAUAGUUUUAAAAUUAGCGUGAAUCGACCUUUUAUCAAAUUUAAAAAUAUUAACAUUGUCUGUGCUGCUCGUUAUUUUAAUUCUUAAAAAAGUUAUAAUAAUUUUUCAAAUUGUGUUACAUGAUUAUAUCUCAUGUACAAAUUAAAAUAUUGAAAAAAAAACCUACCCAGAAUAUGUUGGUAUAUUUAAAUCGGAUAAUAAAUCAAUUUAGUCUAAUUUCUAAACUAACACCACAAAGUUGUCCAUGCUAAAUGAUGGAGACACAUGCAGUAUGACUCUUCAGCAAAAAUUUUAAUAGAUUAUAGGUUAGAUCAUAUAUGAGUUAAAUUAAAAUUAUUAAACUACAUUUUUGUAUUGUUUAAAUUGUCAUAUCCAUAUAUUACAUAAAUAAGAGAAAAGGCAAAAAUAUUUCAUAAAAUCCUCUUGAAUUUUGGUUUGUUGUAGAGAACAGUAAAUACUGAUAUGGUCAAAGAGCUAAUCAAGAUUAUGAAAACAUGCUGCGGUAAAAUUAGUGCCAACAAGUUGUACUGUUCUUUAGCUACAUGGCUUUGGGUAGCAUUACAAGAUCCUAAAAAAAAACAGGUAUAUAUUUAGUUAAAAGUUUCUUUAUAAUAUAAUAUUGUAUUCUCAAUUUCACCUAGAGCAUGCUUAUAAAAUAUAGAAAUUAUACUGUAACAAAAUUAUUUAUCGUAACACAUUUCAAAAUUCAUUUUAUUGAUAUUUAAUAUUCACCAACUUUCCUGUACAAAAAACAUAUACUCAUUAUUAAGAACUGUUCUAGUAAUGUAAAGAAAUUGCCAACCAAUAUAAAAAUUAUCUUUAUCAUGUCUCUUUAAUGGCUAAAUUAAUUUAAUUUUAAUAGAAUGAUGUAUUACACGUAUAUUUUUUUAUAGUACAUUAAAACCAUUCCAAGUGUUAUCACAGACUUAAAGUUCAUGAUAGACACACUAAACAAAAGAUACAAAAAUCGUAAAAUGAAUAAAACAACAAAGGUCUUACCAUCAACAUUGCCUACAUGGAGUAUUGGUUCCAAAUGUCAAAAAUGUUUUGACUCUGAUCUAUUUGCUACGACUCAACUAUGGAAACACUUAAACUCAUAAAUAUUAAGAUUUUUUUUUUUUAAUUAUUGAUUUUAGUUUAUACAUUAUAUUUAUGUGUAUAAUUUUGACAUUAUUUUUUUGUAAGACAAAAAAAUUAGUAAAUUGUUUUUAUUUCUCGAGUUAUUAAAUUCAAUGAAUAUAUUCAUAAUACAGGUUAUUAUAAUCAAGUGACUUCAAUAAAAGUUAAUAGAUUUACAAUGGUU